This is a messenger RNA of Lepisosteus oculatus (spotted gar), 2923 nucleotides long. Its product is annotated as adhesion G-protein coupled receptor G5-like. Gene Ontology annotation, biological process: adenylate cyclase-activating G protein-coupled receptor signaling pathway; cell surface receptor signaling pathway. Gene Ontology annotation, cellular component: plasma membrane. Gene Ontology annotation, molecular function: G protein-coupled receptor activity. The record is from RefSeq and is a predicted model, not a curated record. NCBI's taxonomy places the organism in Eukaryota, Metazoa, Chordata, Actinopteri, Semionotiformes, Lepisosteidae.
ACAACGUUUCGGCCGUGGAGCCUUCUUCAGACACAACAAUGGUGAACAUAAGGAACACAGUGAGGUCUUUCUAUUUGGUCACCAUCACAACCUUUAUGUGCACCAUCUGUUUCUCAAGAAGUAAAGAAAAUGCGGCUAUGUGUUACAAUAGAAAUACUUCAGAACUUACCUUCAAUGCGACGUUAAAUACAUUGACUUUAAUUCUUAAAGAGACUUUCACUAGUCCAACAGUGACAUGCAAAUUCAAUGGAACAGACUGUUUCAUAGAUUGCACAAAAGUUUCUCAAAAAAUAAACUCAACAUUAGCCAACUGCAGCCAAAUGCAGAUAUCCAGUAAUCAGGGGAAUUCAUUUUUCACAGUGGCGUCUGAAAAUUGGAAUACGAGUUCUACUUGUAACAUUACUGUUUGCAAUGAAUCGGACAUAACUAAUACUCUAAACAGUCUCAAAAACAAUCCCAAUGUAUUGGAUGUAAUACAAAAGCUUCCAAUAUUGAAAAAAUCCUGCAACUUCACGGAAGAUUUGAACAACACAUACACGUACAAUGAAAUCCAGAAAAAGAUCAUACAGAAUGUAAUGAAUAUGGAUUUCAGUGGAAAUAAUAUUACUGUCACUACACCAGAAGUAGCAAUAGUUGUGUACAAGAUGAAGAUCACCAGCACAACACCACAAGAAAUUGAUAUUGCUAUGCCACAGGUCUCUACUACGAAAAAAGCUUACACACCAGAAAUACGGUUUCCCCUGGAAGCACUUUCUAAAAACAACAAUAAUACAGAAAAAAGAGUUGCGGUGGCAUGUUUUGAAUCAGCAGAUCAGUUCAAGACUGCAGCUGGUGAGGAAGUGAGGAGCAUGGUCAUACAAAUAGAAGUGGUUGGUGAAACUAUUUCUGGACUGAAAAACCCACUUACAUUGAAUUUCCCUCUCUACAACAAAACUGAUGCAAAUUACACAGAAACAUGUAAAUUCUACAAUUCAGAGUCAGUAUGGAGCACUGAUGGAUGUAAUACCAAUAAAACAAACACUACCGUCAUUUGUACCUGCAACCACAUGACACCAUUUGCAGUCCUCAUGGUCCCUGUGGGUAAAAUCAGUGAGCCAGACUGGCAGAUUCUGUCAGUUCUCAGCUACAUCGGUUGUGGGCUGUCAGCAGGGUUUACUGCUAUUUCAGUCUUAACUUACUUCAUACUCAGGAGCCCUAAACGAGAUCACUCCUACACCAUCCACGUGUGUCUGAGCGCUGCGCUGUACAUGCUAAACAUGACCUUCCUUCUGAACGAGUGGCUAACCAGCAAGGCAAUGAGCACGCUCUGCACUUUCAUUGCUGUCUUCAUGCACUACUCCCUGCUCUCCUGCUUCACCUGGAUGGCCAUCGAGGCAGUGCACCUGUACCUGCUCAUGAUCAAAGUCUUCAACACGUACAUUCGGCACUACAUCUCCAAGCUGUCUGUGGCCGGAUGGGGGAUCCCUGCAGUUAUAGUUGGAAUAUCAAUGGCUCUUAAUGGGAAAUAUGAGAUCUAUGGUGUCCUUAGCACUUCAUUAAUAACCAGUAAUGCAUCAGCAUCGAGUCAGUCAAAACAUCAAGUGUGCUGGAUUAUGAACCAGAACUUCCUGUACGGAGUUAACAUUGCCUACUUCGGAAUCAUAUUCCUGUUCAACAUGGGGAUCCUGAUCACAGUGGCUGUCAAGAUUGGCCAGCUGCGCAGGUUUGGCAAAUCUUCAGACAAGGGUGUUCUCUGGAAAGACAUGUGCACUGUGACAGGCCUGACCUGUCUGCUGGGGACCACCUGGGGCCUGGCUUUCUUCGGGCACGGCGUGUUCACUACGCCUGUGUUGUACAUGUUCACCAUCUUCAACUCUUUGCAAGGCUUUUUUAUAUUCCUCUGGACUUGUGCCUCCUCAUCAAAGGGGGUAAAAACCAAUGACUUUAAGACUAAAAGCUCCUACGCAGGCUGUGAAACAAGCUCCAUUGCUAAACCAAAGGAGGUUCUGUUCCCUGAGUUGAACAGUGACCCAUACAAAUAGCAAAACAUGGCGCUUUUCAAAGAAUGUUCGUCAUUGAGACCAAUGACCAAUGUUAACCCAACAUUAUGUAUAUGUUACACCUCAAAGGACUGACCAGGAACAGGAAGCAUUUUCUGUACAUUCACAUUUAAAACCCCAUCAAGCAGAAGUUGCUGAGAAGUAGAUAACACAUACAGUAAUUGCUUCUGUUGCACGUAGCCACAUGAAUAUACUUUGCAUAUGCCCACUACAUUCUAAAUUGAUGUACUGUAGAUUAUUGAUGUAGCUUUCUGUUUGAUGUUCACCUCGAAUUUGUGACUGAGUCCUGUAUGUAGAAGUAAAAAUAACACACCUGUCCCUUAAUCAUUAUGGAAUAAUUUCUAAAGCUAUAGUUAAUUCUGAGUCCCAUGCUAGUUCUUAAAAUACCAUGGAAAUACCAUGGAAAGCAAAGCAUAACGUUCUGAUCGGAACAUAUUACAUUUUUUCAAUAAUAAAUGUCAAAUUGUCUACUUUUAUAAGCUUUUCUUAGUAAUAAUGGAUCGCACUUUAUUUUAAUCUACACCUAUAAUACAGUGUUGUCACAAUUAUUAACACUCUGCAAAAUAGGCCAGAGGCCUAAAAUGUUGUAACAAGAACCAACACUUCACAUCUUACCAAGAAAUUGAAUUCUGGUUUUGAUUCAAUUUAACACUUAUUCUUUUUUGGAUUGUUUCUGAAGUCUUGUUUUUCUAUAAUACUGUACAUGCAUUAUGUAAUUAAACACUUGAAACCCUGCUUUUUAAGCUACUAGAUAUAAAUCCUGUUGUAGGCAAAUGUAACUUCUGAACUUAAAAAAUCUUUGGAAUGUUGAUUUUGAACAUAGACAAUCUGUAGGAAUAUGUAAUAUGUUACUGUUGUUGUUUAGUUGAGUUGUUAUUAAAGAA